Gaeumannomyces tritici R3-111a-1 is the source of this 1521-nucleotide messenger RNA. RefSeq lists its product as hypothetical. Gene Ontology annotation, biological process: proteolysis. The record is from RefSeq and is a predicted model, not a curated record. Gene Ontology annotation, molecular function: aspartic-type endopeptidase activity. NCBI's taxonomy places the organism in Eukaryota, Fungi, Ascomycota, Sordariomycetes, Magnaporthales, Magnaporthaceae. The transcript has a single exon. The coding region runs from base 34 to 1389 and encodes 451 amino acids.
UGUUAAAAGACAAGAGCAGUCCAGAUAGCUGCCAUGGAACAAGACAGAUGCUCUUGCUCAAGCCCUCAGCCGUCAACAGCCAAAAUGUCUGCCAGGUCACUUCUCCUCGCCUCGGCUGCGUCCCUCAUCGCCACGGCGGCAGCCCGUCCCGGCCAAGCCGUGUCGGCCCGCCAGGCUACCGGCGCGUCCAUCCCCACGGUGCACAUACCGCUGGGCUUCAACUUCAAGGUCACCACGACCCUCAGCCUGCCGUGGGACAACCGCUCCAUCGAGCUGGUGUUCGACACGGGCUCCGAGAACUUCUGGGUCUUCGGCCCGAACUCGACCACCAACUGGGGCUGCACCGGCCUGCUCUGCCCGGGCCCCUGUAACGCCUCGGUCACCAACUUCUACGACUGGCCAAACAGCCCGACCGCGGCCAAGCCGCCGCAGCCCUUCAACUCCUUCUACGCAUAUGGCGCCUACACAAAGUUCGUGACGGGCGACAUGGCCAUCAACGACACCUUCACCUUCACGUCGCCCGGCGGCGGUGGCGGCAGCAGCAGUACCGUGCCCAACGUCCGCGUCGCCGUCGAGAACUACAUGUCGCAGCGGCGUGGCGUCGGGCAGGGCGGCUGCGCCACGGGCGCCGGGUCGUACGACCUCGGCAUCCUGGGCGCAUCGCCCUUCUACCGCAAGUCCGACUGGAACACGACCGGCCCGCACGUGCGGCAGGAGCUGCUGGGCCGCGGCGCGAUCGGGGCGCCCGUGCAGAGCAUCUGGUUCGACGAGCCGCCGGCGCGGUGGGACGGGACCUUUACGGGGUCCGCCGUGUUUGGCGGCAUCGACCGGUCCAAGUUCUCGGGCCCGCUCGUCAAGGUGCCGGUGCUGGAGAACGACGGGCUGGGCGCGAGCGUCGGCUACUUUGUCGCGCAGCCCAACGUCAGCGUCGGCGGCGUGACCCUGCCGCGCGGCAAGCUCGUGACCGGCGUGUGCCACCUCGACACGGGCACGACGGCCGACGACCUGCCCGUGGUGCAUGACGACUUUGCGCGCGCCCUGAACCUGACCAGGAACGAGUUCGGCAACACGGUCUGGCCCGGCGACUGCGACACCAUCCCGCUCGACAAGACGUUUGAGCUCACGUUCCCGGCCGCGCCAGGCCAGGCGCAUGAUAGCGUCACCAUCAGCGUGCCGCUGCGCCACUACGCCCGCCCGGGCGCGGACAGGACCCCGGGGCUGUGCACGCUGUGGAUUGAUACGGGUGGCUGCAUGCUGUCGGCGCCCUUUGCGGCCGCGUCCUACUUUGCUGCCGACGACGCCGCCGGCGAGGUCGCCCUGGCGCAGGGCGGCGUGUCCAAGGCGGGGAGCGGCCCGGACGCGUCGGCCAUGGCUUUGACCAUCGCCUAGGGAGUUUUUGCUUUGCUUGCCAUGCUUGAUAGUAAUGACUACACCACACAUUGAAGGUCUCUUUUUGCUGUCAAGUUGGUCCCUCCGUGUCUCCCACGCUUCCCUCCCUGUCAUGGCCCGGCAACAUAGAGU